Molecule: messenger RNA, 1113 nt
Organism: Syzygium oleosum
Lineage: Eukaryota; Viridiplantae; Streptophyta; Magnoliopsida; Myrtales; Myrtaceae
Exons: 3
Coding region: 455-910 (151 amino acids)
Source: RefSeq, a predicted model, not a curated record
UUCCAGUCCACACCUGACCCGAUCUCGCCCUUUGAAAAUUUCUUCUAGAACGGAACCCGGGACCGCAAAAGUCCGAAGCUUCGCCGUAGUCGCAUGGAAGACCGCGACGGCUCCUCUGCGUUCCUGGUCUUCCGUCUGAAAGUUCUUCGGGCCCCCUUGCGAGCGAGCGAGCGAGCGAGAGAGAGAGGGAGACGUCUUUGAUCAUUUUGGGCUGAGGGAACUGGGAAGCUGAUAGCUUGUGGCAUAAUCGUCAAAAGGGUCGGAUUAUCAGGAGGGGGAGACGUGUUUCAUCAUUUUGGGCUGAGGGAACUCGGAAGCUGAUAGCUUGUGGCAUAAUCGUCAAAAGGGUCGGAUUCUUGAGAGGAGGAGAAAGUCGGGAUGGAUCAGAUAAUGAGCAAGGUGGGUUCGUAUUGGUUCAGCCAGAAAGCUAACAAGGAGAUUGAUUCCGUCGGCGAUGAUUUCACUUUUUUCCUUUGAAAAACAGUCGAUGUCAAGCAGCAUCGAAAGUGGUACUAAAUGGUUGGUCAACAAACUGAAAGGAAAGAUGCAAAAGCCAUUGCCAGAUCUUCUGAAGGAAUAUGAUUUACCAAUAGGGCUCUUCCCUCGUGACGCUACCAAUUAUGAGUUCGAUGAGGAGACUGGAAAGCUCACUGUCUUCAUACCAUCAGUUUGUGAAGUAGGCUACAGAGACUCCUCCGUUUUACGUCUUUCCACCACGGUGACUGGAAUUUUGACUAAAGGGAAGCUAGCGGACAUAGGAGGGAUGAAGACAAAGGUGAUGAUUUGGGUGAAGGUGACGUCAAUUUCAUCUGAAGCGUCGAAGCUUCACUUCACCGCCGGUGUGAGGAAAACGAGAAGCAGAGAAGCUUAUGAGGUUACUAGAACUGGGUUUACUGUUGAUAAGUUUUGAGGUCUUUUCCAUUUGGUUGAAGAUCUUGGCGACUUGGUCUUGUAUUAUAGAGCUUCUGACAUAACACGCGGUGCACUCACGCAGUGUACUUUAUGAUUGCUUGAUGUAAGUAAUAAGUAUUCGAAUUGUUCCUAAAAGUUAAAGUUAAUAAUAUCUUUGUAAUCUGGAUGCAGCUAUAGCUUCUGGAGUUCACUUGCUGUUCA